AACAGAUUUCGUCUCCAUUUCCUCCUUUCUUUCCACUAAAACUCCGCCCCCGUGUGCCGUGUUAUCUAUCCACCCAUCGGUUCGCCUUCCUCUCGCCGCUCGCCGCAUCGCUUUUUAGGGUUUUCUCGCUCCUGCUCCCCCAUCCUCCGCACCCUCGCUCCUCCCAACGCACGCGCGUCGACGACGACCGGCAGCCGCGCAUCUGUCCGCCGCCGCCACUCACUACAAGGAGAAAUGGGCAACAGCGACGCUGCAUCGCCCGCAUCGGCGGCCGCCGCGCGCGACUCCAAGAAGAAGAGGGGGAGCCGCUCGGCGGCGAAGCUGAAGCAGAGCAAGCGCGACACACGCCGUGAGCAGUUUCUGUCUAGGGGGCAAGGCAAUAAGGAUGCCAAAUCUGCAGCUUCGCCAACAGGAGCAGUUUCUGGGUCGCCCAUACUCGCUUCCCCGCACCCUCCACUUCCUCGUCGCCGUGCUGAUUCCAGAUCAAGGGGCAGUGAUCCGGAGGAUAGGGAUGAGGCUAUUGCUGCUGGCCUUGAGGCAGAUGGCAGUGGCCUUGACUCCCCAGGCUCAGACAAGCGCCAAAGUGGUGACUGCCCUCAGAGGAAGGGGUUCCCUGGCAAUGGCGGUGGUCCCAGCCUCAGCAGUGGAAGCAGUGUAUGGUCCAGCUCAAGGAGUGUGAGUGAUGCUGAGGAGGAUACAGGCGGCCCUGAGGAUGAGAGUGAAGUCUUCGAUGAUUGGGAAAUGGCUGCUGAUGCGCUUUAUGUCGAUGACAGUUCUUGUAACCAGAGUUCAGGUCCCACACCGACACUCCCACAAGCUCCGACCACUGCAGAACCUUCUCAUGCAGCGAAACCAGAACCGAUUCAAAGCAAGACAAGGGCUUGGGCACCGGAUGACAUAUUUCGACCACAGAGCUUACCCAGCAUCUCCAAGCAGACCAGCUUCCCAGCAAGCAUUGGUAACCGCUGGCAGGAUAUGGGAAUGAGUGCUGCGCAGCAGGGAAUUCUUUCAUUGCCGCUGUCGUGCCCCAUUUGCUGUGACGAUCUUGACCUGACAGAUUCGAGCUUCUGUCCCUGUCCUUGUGGGUUUCACAUGUGCCUCUUCUGCCACAACAGGAUCUUGGUGGAAGAUGGGCGCUGCCCAGGUUGCAGGAAGCAAUACAACACAGUUUCUGCAGCAGAAGGCGGCGGUGGAGGUGGCUCAAGAGCAACAGUUGGGACUGGACGAGAGAUGGAAAAGCGACUGUCCCGUUCUUGUAGCAUGGGUCCAAGUUACUAAACUGCCAGGGUUAUGCUAGAUCUAUGUUGUAGCGCUACCCGUUGCAUGUUACUGUCAGAUAUGCUCGUUUUUUGCGUAUCGUCUGCUUUUGGUAUAAAGAAAUGUGAAUAUUCGAAAUA
Messenger RNA from Zea mays, 1397 nucleotides. RefSeq lists its product as uncharacterized. The record is from RefSeq and is marked provisional. Lineage: Eukaryota; Viridiplantae; Streptophyta; Magnoliopsida; Poales; Poaceae. Gene Ontology annotation, biological process: protein ubiquitination. Gene Ontology annotation, molecular function: ubiquitin-protein transferase activity. Gene Ontology annotation, cellular component: CCR4-NOT complex.